Molecule: messenger RNA, 1051 nt
Organism: Lemur catta (Ring-tailed lemur)
Lineage: Eukaryota; Metazoa; Chordata; Mammalia; Primates; Lemuridae
Gene: TMEM42
Product: transmembrane protein 42
Exons: 3
Coding region: 26-505 (159 amino acids)
Source: RefSeq, a predicted model, not a curated record
GCGCGGAGCGGCGGCGGCCGGCAUCAUGGCGGGGAAGCCGCAGCCCUCGGGCGGCGCCGUGGCAGCCACCGCCUACCCUGACAGCCCCGUCGACUUUCCCCCGCACCUCCAGGCGGGCGCGAUGCGGCGCCGCUUCUGGGGCGUGUUCAACUGUCUGUGCGCCGGCGCGUUCGGGGCCCUGGCCGCCGCCUCCGCCAAGCUGGCCUUCGGCAGCGAGGUGAACGUAGGCUUGUGCGUCUUAGGCAUCAUAGUGAUGGCAAGCACCAAUUCCCUGAUGUGGACCUUCUUUAGCCGGGGCCUCAGUUUCUCCAUGUCUUCAGCCAUUGCAUCUGUCACAGUGACUUUUUCAAACAUCCUCAGCUCGGCCUUCCUGGGCUAUGUGCUGUACGGAGAGUGCCAGGAGGUGCUGUGGUGGGGAGGAGUGUUCCUCAUCCUCUGCGGACUCACCCUGAUCCACAGGAAGCUCCCGCCCACCUGGAAGACCCUUCCACACAAGCAGCAGUAGCGCCAAUUGGCUGGACAGACCAGCUGGAAAGAUAACGAUGGUGGCCCAGCCUUGGGUUGGCGUGUGGGACUGCUUCCCAGGGGGACCCAGGUGUGCAGCCUUCUGACCACCAGCCAAGAGGAGAUGCUAGACCGGCCAGGCCUUUGGGCCAGCCCUGCUCCCAAGGGAGGCAGGCCUCUGACGGAGCAGCUUUGAGGGUGGACAGCUCUGGUUUCUGUAAGGGGAGUACAACCACAGCAGUGUUCUGCCUGAAGCAUUCCUCAUAAUCUGUACAGUGUUUUUGAUUCUUUUGCUCCCAGGCCUGCCCCAGUGAGUUUGGCAGAUGCUGGAGAUCCUGGGCUUGGUCUGCUUUGAGCAUGGAACUUGAAACCACACUGUAAUUAUAGUCCUAUUGCCUGACAGAGGCCAGUCACUUAACUGUAGACCAGUGACUGGUGGGGUUUUCUGACAACUCCAUGCUAAUGUACCAGGCCAUCUGUGUCACGCUUAUGUAUUAUGGCAAGAGAAGGAAAACUGAGUUAAUAAAUACUGUUUCAUAAGUUAAAA